UACAUCGGCUACGCGUAUCGGUGCGCGAGGGUUUGCUCACUUUAUUUUUUGUGUGAAUAUUUAAUAUAUUUUGUGUGUGUUUCUUAUCAUUAUUACUUCCACUAUAGUCAGUCGUAUCGCCAGCAAGAAGAGUCCGCCUGCAGCAAACGAAAAACAGGUGUAGAAUUGUUUAUCUACCACCUGAAUAGUUUAGCACGUUUCACAUCCCGUGCGUCAAUUUGAUUGUACGUUUUUAUUUCUGGUCCUCGGACGCUAGUAUUAUCGCUACAAAUGGACGUGCUAUCGAACGAAAAGUAUCUUAUUGCGCGCGCGAAAGAAUCCACCGAUCCGUACAAAGCGAAGGCAUGGAUCAUAGCGGCCAAAACACUCUUCCCGAACGACUUCGGUGUGCAGUUUGAGGCGUACGAAAUCGAAAAGAAUGCAAACAACUUUGAGGAAGCGGCCAAGUGUCUUAGCUACAUCGUAAUGACGUUCCACGGGGCGCACCAGACGCCAACCAGCUUGCUGAACGAGAUAUCGCUCAUGACGAAUGCGCUGCGCAUACCGGAAGGUUGCACCACGCCCGAGCAAGAAUUUUACGUGAAGAUGUUCCAGUACAUCUCGUACGAGGUGCAGCAUCAAAUUUUGCUACUAACAGCGGCACACUCGAACAACAAUCUCGACCACUGUCGGUUGAUCCUGCUGCUGCUGAAACGCUUUCCCCAAGCGAUCUCUACGCAUGCGCCACGAUUGCUGGAGACGCUGAUUCAGAAUGUGGCGAUUCCUAGCUUCAAGGAAAUGUUGUUCAACGAAGCGAUACCCCUGGUGUACAACCGUGCACCGGAACUGGCACCUAAGCACGUGCACCGGCUAAUGGCGGUCUGUUUCGAGUACUACCUGAACCAGAUGCUGAGCGACACCGAGGAUCGGGCCCGAACGUCGGCCGACUGCUGGAAGAAAAUCUUUGAAAUUCUGGACUUUUGCGGCAAGAUGCUGAAAUGGGAACCGUUCGUGCUGUACAAGAAGAGCUACAGCAAGGACGUGUACUGGCAGAAAAUCAUCCACAUCUACAAGCUCGACCCGUUCCAGUCGACCGAAAGCAAGCAGAUACUGUUCUGUGCCACGAUUGUGUUCGUGCUAGCGCUGCAGGAUUACAUCGGGUAUUCGAAGCUGCGCUCGAAGGACGGCAUAACCGACACGGAUGUGAUACUGGUCGAGGCACUGAAAGAUAUGCCGCCGGAGGUGAAGCGGCGUGCGCACGAGGGUGCUGUACUCGAGAUACCGCACAUUCUGGUGAAUGCUCCGGUCAGCCCGGACGCACCGAACUGUUUGCUGGCGUGCCAAAGCUGCUGGCAGCUGCUGCACUCGAACGAUGUGAUGAAGGCGGACUUUGCGCAGCUCAUCCUGUGCAUACCGCAGCUGUCCGGCUGGGUGCAGAAGUUCCUCAUCGAUCUGUACGUGUGCGCGGGUCAGCACGAGGAAACGGCUACGCUGCUGCAGGCAUCCACCGGCAACACCGCCAUGUCGCUGUUGGAAAAGUCCGUCCGCCAGUUUGCGCUCACGCUCGUGCAAGGCCCGCCGACGGUGCAUCUGUUCGAGCAGAUGGGCACGGUGCUGAAGCAUCUGCCGCACGCACCGCCCGGCGGCCACUAUCUGGAGAACGUUUCGCUCGCUCAAACGGCGCGCGUGCUCAUGCUGAUGCCGCUAACGAAACGCGCCAUACUGCACUACCUGGUGCAAACGCUGAUCGUGCUGCUGAAGCCGAAGCUGAUCGAGAUGGAGUGCAGCAGCUCGCUGCUGGGCAAUAUGCUCGUCCUGUCCCAGCUGAACUGGCCGCACGAAUCCACCACGGUGGAAAUUAUUUUCGAGCUCAUCAAAACGCGCCGCCAGUUCACGUACCUGCAUUUCACGAGCUACGUCAUCCAGGCGGAAAUCAUCGAGGAGUUUAUGCAUCUGUGGACGCAUUCGCCCGACGUAAAGCUGGAGCUGGCCAUGCCCCAGCAAAGCCUGGCGACCGGUGCCCGACGCAUCGGGACGCGCGGUGCGGACAAGGGCGUAAAGGAGGACUUUAAGCUGAUCAUUCGGCAGCAGGUGGCGCGCAGCAACGAUGACAUCGAUGAACUGUUGCUGCAAUUCCUGCAGCAGCAGCACGUGGCACUGGCACAGAAUGUGUUCGACAAAUGAACAAAGUACAAGGUACAAUAAAAAGCAUUACCAAGAUUCGGAUGCAACCUAA
Molecule: messenger RNA, 2215 nt
Organism: Anopheles coluzzii
Lineage: Eukaryota; Metazoa; Arthropoda; Insecta; Diptera; Culicidae
Gene: IntS10
Product: integrator complex subunit 10
Exons: 5
Coding region: 271-2163 (630 amino acids)
Biological process (GO): snRNA processing
Cellular component (GO): integrator complex
Source: RefSeq, a predicted model, not a curated record